Girardinichthys multiradiatus is the source of this 5273-nucleotide messenger RNA. It is a transcript of the gene tsc1b, whose product is annotated as TSC complex subunit 1b. Bases 421 to 4200 code for a protein of 1259 amino acids. The transcript has 22 exons. NCBI's taxonomy places the organism in Eukaryota, Metazoa, Chordata, Actinopteri, Cyprinodontiformes, Goodeidae. Gene Ontology annotation, cellular component: TSC1-TSC2 complex. The record is from RefSeq and is a predicted model, not a curated record. Gene Ontology annotation, biological process: negative regulation of cell population proliferation; regulation of cell cycle; negative regulation of TOR signaling.
UAUUACACACCGUUUAGCCUUCCACCAGCAGCGAUGGAAAAACAAAGUUUAGCUGCGCGGCGGAGAUAGAAAUCAGCCAUUCUUCGUGUACAAAACGCGAAGCGAGUUUAAGGUGUCGUGGUUACGAUGACUUUUAUAAGCUGUCCCGGUGAGGGGCUGGUGAAAAAGCCACAGCUGUGAGGCGCGUACGCGGUUCAAUUUGCGGGAUUAGUUUGCUCGCAGCCUGACAGCGGAGGCUGACUGCGGUGGGAUGGGCUGUGAGGUAUUCAAGAUGGCGGCGCCCUGUGGAGUGAAUCUACUCUAACAGAGGUGCCUGGAGACUGUGUUGGUGGGCGGCCCCCAGGAGUCCUCCAGGCAAGCCGGGACUGACACUGUGAGAGAAAAGCAGCCUCCACCUCCAGCACUGCCACCAUCGCCACCAUGGCCAGGGAGCAGCCCAACGUCGGGGAUCUCCUCCCGCUCUUGGAGACUUCUGACCUCCAACAGCUAGAAGAGAUCCGAAGCCUUAUCAACGAACAGCUCAGCACUGAGCGAGGCUCCAUGCUGCUGAACGGGUUGGUGGAUUACUUUCUGGAAACCAACUCCGCCCAGGCCUUGCAUAUCCUUUCUUCAGUCAGAGAACCACAUGAUAAGCACCUUCUAGACAAGAUGAACGACUGUAUGGCCAAACCAGCUUGCCGGCUGCCCAUCCUCAUGUUGCUCGGUCAUGUUGUUCGCAAGCAGCCGUCCUGGAUCCACAAGAUCGCUCGUUACCCUCUGUUACUCUCUCUGCUGAAAUGCCUCAAGACGGAUACAGAUGUAGUAGUACUUAUCACUGGAGUGCUGGUGCUGAUCACCCUGCUUCCCAUGAUCCCUCAAGCCGGGAAGCAACACCUGUGGGAGUAUUUUGAUAUCUUCGGCCGUCUGGCAUCGUGGAACCUCAAGAAUCCAGGCCAUGUUUCCGAGGUUUACCUGAUCCACCUGCACGCCAGCGUCUACUCCCUCUUCCACAGGCUCUAUGGGAUGUAUCCAUGUAACUUCGUGUCCUACCUUCGCUCCCAUUACAGCAUGAAGGAGAACAUGGAAACCUUUGAGGAGGUGGUGAAGCCAAUGCUUGAACAUGUUCGCAUACAUCCUGAGCUGGUGACGGGAACCAAGGACCAUGAGCUCGACCCGACUAGGUGGAGAAAGUAUGAAAUCCAUGAUAUCGUCAUUGAAUGUGCCAAAGUGUCCCUAGACCCAAAGGAGGCGUCCUGUGAGGAGGGCUACGCCACCAUGCCUGAGAACUUCUACCCCCAAACCCACCUGCGGCCCCAAGACUCUACUUCAAGCCCCUACACAGACCUGCACAGCAGCUAUGGAAGCUCUUCUUCGACCCCGUUCUCGACCCCGCGGCAGCCACUCCCCCCGCCCCUGUCCUUGCCACCCCUCUCAGGGACACAGUCCUCCUCGUCCUACCGCAGCCCACAGACCUCCAGACGGCAGAACUCAAACAGUGAACUGAACUCUUCCUGUGGGGGAAAGGACCCUCUGUGGAGUCCCUCCUCGCUGUGCGGCAUGGCCACGCCCCCUUCCUCAAGGGGCAUGUCGCCCAACCUGGAGCUCUCCCACAGUGCCUCACACCUUACCAGCCGCUUCCACUGCACAUCAGGAGGAAAAGGAACGCCUGCCUCCAGCACUCCAGCCACCUCAUCCCCACCUCCCACUAUGUCAGAUGACUUCCCUGUAAUCUCCUUACCAGCCAACACGGUCCAGUCCAGUCCUCCGAGAAAAGAUCGUCGACAAGGAGAAACCAGCAAGCCUGGACUGGUGAGACAGGAGCAAGUCAGAGAGACGGAGAAGUGUGGAGAUGCAGCGACACACAGAGACGCAGGAAGUGCAGCGAAUGUCUCCAUGACACUGACGGAGCUGUCGGUUUUCCUGAAGAAGCAGGAGCUGGACCUUCAGCUGAGAACGGAGAAGGAAAGAGAAGAAGCUGCCAUCACAGAGGAACUGAUGAAAAUCACUGAAGAUAAGCAGGAUUUCCCAGGGCUCAGGGGCUAUGACUCUCCUUUCUUUGAUACCACCGAGACCCUGACAGGCCGCCAGACACAAAACCAGAUGCCCUCCACCAACGCCCACCCAGGAGGACCCGUCAGAGAAGCCCGUUACGCUGCAUCGACACCGGACAGAGCUGAAAACACCGCAAGCAGUAGCAGCGGCGUUGGUAGUGAAAGAGUAGCAGCAGCAGGUGUGGAAAGCCGGAGCUCCACCAUCGAGCAGUCCUGGUCCUUUCAGUCCGGUUUCACCCCUAUCGAUCACCACCUGCACAGGAGCCUCUCGGCCCCCGACGAUGAGAUACCCAAGUUCGAGAUGUUCUCGCCAAGCCCAUGCACUAAGACAGUGGCACCAGUCCCCUACGAGUCGUUGUUUGCCCUGGCCCUGCCAAGGGCUGCCUCGCUGUUUGUGGGCCAAAAAACAUCCGAGGCAGUCCAAAAGGCAGCAGUGGAGAGGCUGCUGCAGCAGGAGGAGGGUCUGGAGGACGGGGACGAGGAAGGGGUGGUGUCAGCUUCACCACUGGAGGUGCUGGAUCGCCUUGUUCAGCAGGGGAGUGAUGCCCAUGAUAAAGUUCUCAAGAGAUUACCUUUGCCAAGUAAGUCAGCUGACUGGACACACUUUGGAGGCUCGGCUCCUAUGGAGGAGCUCCAGACGCUGCGCAGCCAGCUGCUCCUGCAGCACAACCAGCUGCUGUACGAGCGCUACAAGAGGGAGCAGCACGCCAUCCGUAACCGACGCCUCCUCCGACGUAUCAUCAACGCCACCGCGCUGGAGGAGCAGAACAACGCCAUGAAGGAUCAGCUGAACCUGCAGAGCGUGGACAUCACGUCUCUGAGGGACAGCCUGCAGGUGGAGCAGCAGCGGUACCGGCAGCUGUGGGAAGACCGCGAGACGGUGGUGACCAGGCUGCACAGUCAGAUCCGACAGUUGCAGCAGAACCGGGACGAUUACUAUACCAAGAACCAGGAGCUUCAGAGUAAGUUACAGGAGUGUCAGAAGAGGAUGGAUGACCUGGAGGCGGCGCUUCAGAGGGCCAACAACAGAGUCUGCCACACAGGGCACCUUCUCAACCAGAUGACUGUCAAGCUGAGCAACAGCGAGAGCACCCAGCAGCAGAUGAGCUUCCUGAACAAGCAGCUGCUGCUCCUGGGGGAGGCACAUAAGCUGUCAAUGCAGGAAUCCCAGCAUGCAGGGACAAGUAACACAAAGGAGAACCAGAUGCUGCAGAUCGCCCACAUGAAAGAAAUGGACACACUGAGGCAGAGUCUGCUGGCUCAGGGGCAGAAACUGGAGGCGGCGCAGCAGAGAGUGGCCGAGCUGGAGACCCACCUGUCCAAGAAGGAGCACCUCAUCGCGGAGCAGAAGAAGUUCCUGGAGGAUGUGAAAUGCCAAGCGAAGGCGGAGCUGCAGGCUUCAGACAGCAGGUUUCAGGCUCAAAGGAGAAUCACUCAGCUGCUGCAGACCGAGCUCCUGCAGCUCUACAGCCGAGUGGAGAUGGAGACUCCAGCAGCUCCGUCCAGUGCCACCAGCAGCAGUUCACCACCAGAGGGCAGAGCUAAGACACGUACUCAUGCAGACUUCAGUGUCACCGGUGCAGGUGGAGUUCACAUCAACGAGGAGCCGAGAAUCAGAUCACCUCACGAUUCCCCUCGGGGGACCAACGGCAGCACUUUAUCUCCGGGGCAACCAAAGGCGAGCAGCUCUUCCAAGCCCACAGCCAACUCCAUGAACGGAGGCCAGGAUCUGACCCCGCCCCGGCUGAUGGAGCCGUCCCCAUCCUGCCCCCACGCCAACCCGCUUGCCUCCCUGCCGGCCACAGACGCACCGCUUACCGUGGGCUCGUACCCCAGCGCCAAGAGCUUCCUGGGCAUGAAGGCGCGCGAGCUGUUCCGCAACAAGAGUGAGAGCCAGUGCGACGAUGAACAGCCGCCACCACGCCUCGCCGGCCUCGCCCACAGCUUGAAAACUGAGCUGUGUGUGGAGCCGAGUUUACCCCACGCCGCUCCCGUCACUGUGCACGUCAAGGAGCUGCCGUCUGAGCCCAGACUGCGACCCCCCGGCCAGGGUAGCCCCCGCAGGAAGCCGGGGCCGGGCGGUGGCAGGGGCCUGGCGGGGUCAGGUCGCCCUCCGCAGCAGCCGCUUAAGAUCAUGGACUACAGUGAAACGCAUCACGAGCACAGUUAAAGACGCAGAACUGAGCUGGGGCGGAGGACAGACUGAGAGACUAAAACCGAACCAUGGAGAAAAGCUACACAUCAGCAGAAGAGUCAAAUGUCUGCAACCUUCUGGCAUUCAGUGUUAUUUGUCCUCUGAGUGGACAACAGGAUUUCUCUGCUUCACUUUUCCUUGUUUCUUUUCAAUAAAAAAAGCAUUCCCGUAAAAAAUCUGUAAAACAUGCAGAACAUUUGUGUAGUAAAAUGCUGAAAUACAACCAGGAAAAGCUUAGUUACCGGGAAUAACUUAAGGAAUUCUUAAAUUUCCUUGAAGAAAGCUCAGGUUGGAUUUAUCAUUUUAAAAAAAAAUAAUGAAGUAACUAAAAAAUCUGAAAUGAAAUCUGCCUUUUGUUUUUAAAAAUCACAGUUCCUGAUCCGACUCUCCGGAGGAAACUGGUCUCUCAUUUCAGAGAUCGCGAUUAUCUCCAUGACGACAACUUUUGAGCUUCCCUGAGGAGUUCUGUCUGAAGGUUUUCCGAAUGUUGACUCUUCUGGCUUUGUCAGACUUGGCUCUGAAGAUGUAGGAGUGUUAAUGAGCUGAUCUGAAACAUUUCCAUGCUAGCUUUAAUUGUCAGGAAGAAAAUGUUGCCAAAAUAUCCUGAGAGCAAGCUGAAUGUACAAACCUAUAUCCCACUUUUCCUGGAUUCAGUUGUUUUGUUUUAUACUCCCUGGUACACAACAUUUCUACAUUCUUCCACAUAUACAAUAAUGUCAAUUCCAAACAUCAGGUCCAAUGGGUUUCCUGCAUUUAUUUGAGUUUUAACUGAUUAUGAAAGUUGCAUAAAGCCUGUUGUCCACUGGGAUCUCCUGCUGUCAUUUCCUUCUGCCUCGCUAUCUAAAGCAUGUUCAACAAUCCUCUUUAAAUGCCAACUGUAGAAAGUCCAGGAAACCCCAAACAGAAGGUACAAUCAGCACAACCAGGACUCUGAGCAGAGCUGGAGAAAUAACCUGGGACAAAACGACAAAAAAAAAGGAAGUUCAUAAAGCAGUGGCUUGUGUUUAACUGUGAACAAUAAAGAUCGUCUUCAAUGUUUUGCACUACAA